Pseudomassariella vexata is the source of this 708-nucleotide messenger RNA. RefSeq lists its product as uncharacterized. Lineage: Eukaryota; Fungi; Ascomycota; Sordariomycetes; Amphisphaeriales; Pseudomassariaceae. The record is from RefSeq and is a predicted model, not a curated record. The transcript has a single exon. The annotation marks the transcript as partial.
UUCACCAUCGCCGCAACGACCCUCUUCAGCAUCGCCAGCAGCCACGUCAUCCUCGAGAGCCCCCGUCCUUUCAAGUUUGCUGCCUAUGGCCCCGCGAACCCAAUCACCGAAGAUGGCGCCGACUUCCCCUGCAAGAUCCCACCGGGAGUCACCAAACUCGAAAUCGACGGCUCCCCAACCGAAAUGGCCAUUGGGGAGACCCAAACCGCCUCCUUCACGGGAAAAGCAGUCCACGGUGGCGGCAGCUGUCAAUUUUCAGUGACCGAAGGGUUUGAGCCCACCAAAUCGUCCGUCUGGAAGGUGAUCCACUCCAUCGAAGGCGGCUGUCCCAAAGCCAACGAGGGCGGCAACCUCAAUGAUGGCGAGACGCCUGACAAGUAUGACUUCACGAUCCCGGAUGGCAUUACCCCUGGAGAGUGGACGUUUGCUUGGACUUGGGUGGCUCGUAUUGGUGGGGAUCCGGCCGAAUUCUACAUGAACUGUGCGCCUAUUGUUGCCACAGCCGGCAAGAAGGCGGAGAGCCGUGAGUCCAAGGAGCGGAUAGAUCACGUCUCAAAGCGGGCUGGUUUUCCCGGGCUGUUUAUGACGAACAUGGGAGAAGUGAGUGAUGGGUGCUCGGUCGCAGAUAUCCAAAAGCAGAACAAGGCCAUCUCUUUUCCUCAUCCUGGGGAUUCGGUUGAACAUCCCGAGGGGACUGAGAACCUUGUC